UCCUGUUUCAGCCAUGGAUCAGAAACAAGAUGAAGUGUCACAAAAAUCGGCAGAAAAGGAAAAUUCAAGAUCGAAUUGGGACAGUCCAGUUGAAUUUGUCCUUUCCUGCUUGAAUUAUGCCAUAGGCUUGGGAAAUGUGUGGAGAUUUCCAUAUUUAUGUUACAGCAAUGGAGGUGGUGCCUUUCUGCUGGCUUACUUCAUUAUGCUUGUUCUAAUGGGAACGCCGAUAUUUCUCCUGGAAUUGCUUAUAGGUCAAUAUUCUGGAUUAGGGCCAGAUAUGGCUUUCAGGCAUAUAGCUCCCAUUUUUACUGGCUUAGGAUAUUGCUGUCUUUUGGUCGUAUUCUUCAUCACCGUCUAUUACAUGAUGAUAGUCUCUUGGACUAUAUUCUAUUUUUUCGCUUCAUUUACCAAAGAUUUAGGAUAUGGACGAUGCAAUCACGAAUUUAAUACUUUAGGUUGUUAUAGUGCUUUAGAGGAAGCGAGAUGCUCAAUGAACGAAACAUGGUACGCCAAAGAUUGUAUGAAUACAGAAGAACUUUGCCAGGGAUUUGGUAUGGUUGAUGCUACUAACAGAACCUAUUGUUACAAUGGUACCGCGGAUGUCUCUAUUUAUAAUUUGGUCAACAGGACUUUAGCUAGUUCAGAGUACUUUAGAGAAUAUGUUUUGGGUAUUGGAGAUGCGACAUGGGAGAAUUUUGGGGGCAUGAGAUGGGAAAUUUUUGGCUGUUUGAUAUUCUCCUGGGUGGUCUGCUAUCUGGCCGUACUCAAGGGCGUAAAGACAUCGGGAAAAGUUGUCUAUUUUACCGUAUUGUUUCCCUAUUUCAUUCUGACCGCCCUCGUUAUCCAAGGAGCCAUAUUGCCAGGAGCCAAAGACGGCAUUUUACUUUACCUAAGACCUGAUUGGAAUAAACUAACGGAUGUUAAUCUGUGGGCUUCCGCCGCAUCCCAAACGUUCUAUUCUUUUGGCAUUGCUUGCGGUUCUCUAAUAACGCUAGCCUCCUACAACAAUUUCAAGAACAACUGCAUUAGGGACGCUGUAAUUGUCAGUUUUACCAACGCCUUCACGUCAGUGUACGCAGGGUUUGCGAUCUUUUCCAUGUUAGGCUACCUGGCCAAUCAGAUGGAUUUGCCAGUCGAAGAAGUAGCCGAUGCCGGACCUGGCCUAGCAUUUAUAGCAUAUCCGGAAGCUAUAUUAAGGCUCCCCGCUUCGACCGUUUGGUCACUCAUGUUCUUUUUCAUGCUGUUUAUUCUUGGAUUGGGCACGCAAUUCGCCGGUGUCGAAGCUAUAAGCUGCAGUAUUAUGGAUAAGUGGACGCAUCUGAGACAGUACAAAUCUUAUAUCAAUUUAAUUAUAUGCACCGUUUGCUUCAUACUCGCCAUCCCUAUGUGUUUCUCCGGUGGAGUAUAUUUAUUUACCCUUAUGGAGUGGAACACAGCAUCCUGGGCUAUAAUGUUGAUAGGUUUCGCGGAGGUUGUAGCCAUAUCAUGGUGCUACGGCUGUCUCAAAUUUAUCGGUCACAUGACCCACAUGGAGAUGAGCAUGAGGGCACUAUGGAAGGGUUAUUGGUGGACGUCUUGGGUUAUCGUAACACCCGUAACUCUUUUGGGAAUUUUUGUAUUCCAAAUGGUGGAUUACUCGCCAGCUUCGUACGAGGGCUACGUAUUUCCCGUGUGGGCCGAUGUUUUGGGUCUCUUAAUCGGACUAACUACGUUGGUGCCCUUUAUUUUCGGUUUAGUUUAUGUUUUCUGGAGGACGGAACAUCGGGGAAAAGCUUUGUUCCAGAACACUACAAAAUGGGGAGCGCAAGGAGCAGUUGCGGACAGUCAAUGGUCUCUCACACCGAAAGAGGGCACGGAAUAACUUGUCCAUGGCGUAGUUUUGUAAAUAAAAAUCUUUAGAAA
Sitophilus oryzae (rice weevil) is the source of this 1902-nucleotide messenger RNA. Its product is annotated as sodium- and chloride-dependent glycine transporter 1-like. Gene Ontology annotation, biological process: sodium ion transmembrane transport. Gene Ontology annotation, molecular function: glycine transmembrane transporter activity. The transcript is spliced from 9 exons. Gene Ontology annotation, cellular component: membrane. The record is from RefSeq and is a predicted model, not a curated record. Lineage: Eukaryota; Metazoa; Arthropoda; Insecta; Coleoptera; Curculionidae. Bases 14 to 1861 code for a protein of 615 amino acids.